ACUGCACCUGGUUGAACUAACUUUGUGUGCUUCCUUUUGAGAUAUGUGACUAUUAUCCAUCUUGAUUUUUCAUAUGUUCAUCUUGCUUGCCAUUGGAUAUGAUUUCCUUGUAGUGUCAUCAAUAUUCAUGUAUUUAGUCCCUUUUGUAGUUCAUCUCCAAUCAUUGUAGCAUGUUAAGGUAUUUAUAGACUCUUGAAUUAUUGAACUUUAUAGCAGCUGUUUUGACUGUCAUUUUUUUCUACAAGAAAAAGGAAAGCAUAAUGAAGUCACCCAUAACAGUCCUUGUAUUAUCCCUGUUAAGCUUUGCCUUAAGUUUAACUAUGUCGUCGCCAGUACCUUUGUCGAUGCCUAAUUGUGAUCAAAAGUGUGGAAAUGUCAUCAUUCCCUUUCCGUUUGGGAUUGGUUCCAACUGUAGUGCAAAUUCCUCCUUCACUGUCAUCUGCCGGAAUUCCACAACACCAUUCUUGAGUAGCAUCAGCAUGGAAGUUCUUAAUAUUUCCAUCAGAGGUACAGUCAUAGUAAAGCAGCCGGCGGCGUCAACUAUGAAUUGCUCUACUAGUCUGACCACAGCUCGUCUUCCAAUAUCUCUCAAAGGAAGUCCGUUUACAAUCUCAGCACGCUACAACUCGUUGGUUGUGUCAAGCUGCAAGAAUUCAGUCUGGUUGCAAGCUAAUGAGACGACUAUUCUAGGAGGAUGUACAUCCAUGUGUGAUGCCAACACCACAGAAACUAACUGCAACGGCGUUAACUGCUGCCAAGCAACACUUCCACCGCAACUCAAGGAGCUCGAGUACAAGUACAAAACAACUCAAGCUAGCAAUGAUGAUAAUAGCUCUUGCGGAUAUGUUCUCCUAGUCGAGAAGACAUGGUUAACAAAUCAUUACGAAAGCUUCAAAGCAUUAGAGCAAGGACUGGGAUUUGCUCCUUUGGUACUUGAGUGGGAAUUCGGUGAACUGAAAGGUUGUACUAACAGAACUUGCACAUAUUCUAAUGAUUAUUGCCUCUCAUAUCCUGAUGAAUUUGGCCGCAGAUAUGUAGAUGUUACUACCGAUUGUUUGCGCAUACAUCUUGAUGAUGAAUGCAACACAUAUCCGGCUCGUUAUGGAUGUGAAUCAUCAUCUCUUUCUAAUCAAAUUUCAUAUAAUAAUGAAUAUGAAAAUUUCCAUUCAUCCUAUUAUGAUGGAUAUGGUUAUGCAUCUUCAACCAAAUACUGUUCUUGCCCUAACGGAUAUGAAGGUAACCCGUAUCUACCAGAGAAAUGCAUUGAUAUAAACGACUGCGAUGAUGCUUAUUCUUGUCAAGAACCAUAUUCUUGUCACAAUGUUAAAGGGGGUUUUCAAUGUAUUGAUGAAAAUGCCAAAUAUAAAGCUCGACUGAGAACAGCGUUCAUCAGUGUUGGCUGUAGUCUCGGUGCUCUGAUUCUACUCCUUGUAGCUAUGGGGGUGAAAAAAGUCAUCAGAAAAAGAAUCAAGGCCAACCAGAGACACAAAUUUUUCAAGCGAAACGGGGGGCUAUUGCUGGAACAACAGCUUUCUGCAACUGAUAAUGGGCUUGACAAGACCAGAUUGUAUAGCUCCAAAGAGUUGGCACUGGCUACUGAUCACUAUAACCAGAACCGCAUACUUGGCCGUGGUGGCCAAGGCACGGUCUACAAAGGAAUGUUGAAGGAUGGUAAGAUUGUGGCAGUCAAGAAAUCACAAAAGUUAGAGGAAUGUGACAUUCAAGUCUUCAUAAAUGAAGUGGUUAUUCUAUCACAAGUGAACCACAGGAAUGUGGUUAAGUUACUAGGAUGCUGUCUCGAGACUGAAGUUCCUCUUCUCGUCUACGAGUUCAUUCCAAAUGGAACUCUCUUCCAACUCAUUCAUGAGCCAAGUGAAGAGUUCCCCUUGACAUGGGAAAUGAGAGUGAGAAUUGCAAGAGAAGUAGCGGGUUCGCUUUCUUACUUACACUCUUCAGCAUCUGUGCCUAUCUAUCACCGCGAUAUCAAGUCCACAAACAUACUAUUGGAUGAAAAAUACCGCUCUAAGGUCUCAGAUUUUGGCACGUCAAGGUCAAUAGCUCUUGAUCAGACACACUGCACCACCCGAGUUCUAGGCACCUUUGGCUACUUGGAUCCGGAGUAUUUCCAGUCGAGUCAGUUCACAGAAAAGAGCGACGUCUAUAGUUUUGGCGUGGUUAUGGUUGAGCUUUUAACCGGAGAGAAAGCUGUGACAGCAAUUAGAGCUGAGGAGGGAAGGGGUUUAGCCACACAUUUCUUGCACUCAAUGGAUGAAAACAUGUUGUUCGAAAUUCUUGACGCAAGGGUCCUCAGAGAAGGCAAGAGGGAUGAAAUCAUGGUUGUAGCUCAACUUGCUAGAAGAUGUCUGAAUUUGAACGGGAAGAGAAGGCCAACAAUGAAGGAAGUUUCAAUGGAAUUGGAAGGAUUAAAAAAGGUGGAAGAAUGCUCAAAUGUUAAAGAUAGAGAUGGUGGCAGCAGAGAGUUUCAUCCUCUUUCUAUUGAGCUUCCUGAGUCUAUCAGCUUCUCUUCCAUCACUCCGUUUUCGCCAGAAGCUGAGUAUCCAUUUCUUGGUUAGUGAACCCUGUAUAG
Messenger RNA from Salvia splendens (bonfire salvia), 2587 nucleotides. RefSeq names its product wall-associated receptor kinase-like 1. Lineage: Eukaryota; Viridiplantae; Streptophyta; Magnoliopsida; Lamiales; Lamiaceae. Gene Ontology annotation, biological process: cell surface receptor signaling pathway; protein phosphorylation. Gene Ontology annotation, cellular component: plasma membrane. The coding region runs from base 261 to 2573 and encodes 770 amino acids. The transcript has a single exon. Gene Ontology annotation, molecular function: polysaccharide binding; protein serine/threonine kinase activity; ATP binding. The record is from RefSeq and is a predicted model, not a curated record.